CAGAAGGUCAGGGGAGGCCCAGGGGACAGGGUGUACCCCCACAGCCUCCCGGCCAGAGACCCGGUGUCCGAUCAGUUGAGCUCAGAGUGUCAGAAGGAAGAGCCGGGCCCCGGCCGACCUGCACAGGACUAACUAGCUGUCAGGGUGCCUGGGAGGGUGAUGCUUACACACGGGGCCACGCUCCGACAGGGCUCCUGUGCAGUGGGGCAGGGGGACCGGGUGGGUGGGACUCAUGCAGUCUGCUUAGGGCCAAGCUGGGAGUCAUGGCUCCCUUUCCUCCAUGCCGGCUGCUGCGUCCACUAAUGCGGCCGGCGCCUCCCGUUGGGGUGCUGCGGGGUCCUAGUCGGUGGUGGUGACUCAGCCCCGGCCAGACCAGGCUCGGGUGGCCCUGCAGCUGCAGCGCAGCUGAUCCCGACCGUGACGAUAGGGGACAGCCCCCAGACAGACGGGACGGCUCGCAGCACCAGGGCCGUGGAGGUGGUGACAGACCCCGGGCCCCCACCCCUGUUCUGGAGGCCCUUAGGGGCUGUGAGUAAGGGGGAGAGUCCUUCAGGGGGUGGCCCGGCAUGGGACCUAGUAACUACCAGAGGGCUCUGUUCUGUCUUCCGUUCUGGCGCCGGGGUCCCCUCCCUUGCCUCCCUGUCCCCCCAGCCUCAGGUCCUGGGAGCAGGGCAGGGCCUUCCAGCAGCUUCCUUCCUUCCUUUCUUGAGACUGAAAGCUAGCCAGUAGGGGGUGCCUAGCUGGGGCCCGAGCAUGGGAGGGGGAACCUAGCCACCACCCUGCUCCCUAAAGUGACUCAGUGCCCCUGUCCCCACCCCUCCCUGGGGAGCCGGGGGCCCACAGUGGGAGGUGGAUAAAUGGGGUGGUGGCCUGGGCUGGCCAGAGAGCUCAGGCCUCUCCAGCUGGACGCUCAUUGCCUGCCACUCUGUCCUGCCUCCCAUGGCCCGCUCUCGGGAUGCCACAGCAGCAGCCCCAGCUCCAGGAGCCCCUCCACAGAGCCCAUCCUGGGGGCUUGUGCAGGGUCAGGAGAGGGCACUUGGGGCCCCCUGGUGCAAGCCGGCUGGACCCAGAGCAACAAUGGGGGCCCUUCUCUGCCAGGGCUGGAUGUCACUGGACCCCCCAGGGAGCUACGCCCUCGGCUCUGCCACCUGCGAAAGGGCCCCCAAGGCUACGGGUUCAACCUGCACAGUGACAAGUCCCGGCCGGGACAGUAUAUCCGCUCUGUGGACCCGGGCUCGCCUGCUGCUCACUCUGGCCUCCGCGCCCAGGACCGACUCAUCGAGGUGAACGGGCAGAAUGUGGAGGGGCUGCGCCACGCGGAGGUGGUCUCCAGCAUCAAGGCGCGAGAGGACGAGGCCCGGCUGCUGGUGGUGGACCCUGAGACGGAUGAGCACUUCAGGCGGCUACGGGUCACACCCACCGAGGAGCAUGUGGAAGGUCCACUGCCAUCACCCGUCACCAAUGGGACCAGCCCUGCCCAGCUCAAUGGUGGCUCGGCGUGUUCGUCCCGAAGUGAUCUGCCUGGCUUAGACAAGGACACUGAGGUAGACAGCAGCACCUGGAAACGUGACCCCUUUCAGGAGAGUGGCCUCCACCUGAGCCCCACGGCGGCUGAGGCCAAGGAGAAGGCGAGAGCCACCCGGGUCAACAAGCGGGCACCGCAGAUGGACUGGAACCGGAAGCGCGAGAUCUUCAGCAACUUCUGAGCUCCCCCCCCCCCCCCCCCCCCCGCCUGUUUGCCGGUGACCCGGCCUCUUCCCCGGCACGGGCCCAGCCCCGAGUUCCCCAGGCCUCAGUGGACUGGAGGGGGUGCCUCCUCACCCCCUUGAAGCCGUGCUGGGCCCACCGCUAUCCAGGAACCAAUGUGCGCCCCAGUGCGCCCCGUCCUGCCCCCCUACCUGCUGGGUGCUGGAGAGGGGAGAGGGGAGAGGGGAGAGGGGCCCCCCCCCCCCCCCCGCCCCCCCCCCGCCCCCGCCUGCCAGAUGUGAGAGAGGGAGAGGGAGAGGCAGUGGCGACCGACCGUGGCCCGGCCCUUGCUGCUCUGCCCGGGCCUGCUGACUUAAAGGAAUUUUUGUUUUUGCUUUUCUUCCAAAAAAGAAAGAAAAAAAAAAAAAACACAGAGCUCCAGCUCCACACAUGUUUCCACUUAAUACCAGAGUCCCGCCCCCGCCCCCACCCCCACUCCCUCAGGACGCGCUCUCUAAGUAAUUGCAAUAAAACAAACCUUUCUCUGCAAACCACGUCCUCCCCACUGCUCAACAGCAGUCCUCUGAACUGGGAGUCCCGGGCACGUUCAGGGACAGAGAGAUGGAGGGGGACCGGGCUGUGAGUGUGGGGGCUCCAAGGUGAGGCUGGGAGGCCAGAUGUGGCUGUAGGAGCUGCCCCUCUGCCCCCGUCCCUGCUGUGGGGGGGUCACUAAGCCAGGCCUCCCAUGUCCCCGCUGAACUGGUCUAGGUCACAGGGCCUGGGCUCCCAGGGGCCCGAGGAUAGAGGCCCCGUGUCCCUGAAGAGGGUGGCCUCUGGACAGGCCUCUUGUCCCUGCGCCACAGCCCUGAGGCUGGGGGAAAGCCUGCCUGCCCCCAGGAGACGCCACCCGCUCUCCCUUUCCUCCCUGCUCUGAACCCGACCGAUAUUGCUGUUUGCCCUGUAAGCCAUAGCGCAUGCGCGCCCUCGGAAUAAACAGGCCUUCCGCAGA
Messenger RNA from Herpailurus yagouaroundi (jaguarundi), 2695 nucleotides. It is a transcript of the gene NHERF2, whose product is annotated as NHERF family PDZ scaffold protein 2. Gene Ontology annotation, molecular function: signaling receptor binding; protein-membrane adaptor activity. The record is from RefSeq and is a predicted model, not a curated record. The transcript has 7 exons. Gene Ontology annotation, biological process: protein localization to plasma membrane. The coding region runs from base 858 to 1706 and encodes 282 amino acids. Gene Ontology annotation, cellular component: apical plasma membrane. NCBI's taxonomy places the organism in Eukaryota, Metazoa, Chordata, Mammalia, Carnivora, Felidae.